This is a messenger RNA of Panicum virgatum (switchgrass), 714 nucleotides long. RefSeq lists its product as uncharacterized. Lineage: Eukaryota; Viridiplantae; Streptophyta; Magnoliopsida; Poales; Poaceae. The coding region runs from base 340 to 714 and encodes 124 amino acids. The record is from RefSeq and is a predicted model, not a curated record. The transcript is spliced from 3 exons.
UUCUUAAUUCGCACCUUGCACCACGAUCUUUUCCUCGCCAGGGUUACUGCUGGGACCCUCGUAGUCAAUCCCAAAACAAGAACCACCGAGUGCACCCAACUGAGCGAGUGACACAUGGGUCCGGAUCACGCGAGCCCACGUCUCAGUGAGAAAUUUUCUAGGGAGAGAAGUAUCAGCGAAAAGUGGCAAGGUUAAAGCCUACUUCUCGCCGCCCCCUACAGGCUACGACUAAACCCUCUCCCAGCACCGAAUCGAGGGAGAAAUCGAGGCCCACUGAAAGAGAAGGAAUCAAGGGAGAAAUCAAGAGAGCGAAAUCAAGGGAAGACCCGAACAGCGGCGAUGGCGAAGGUGCUCCGCGGGGGGCGUUGCGCCUCCUCCAAGCUCCAGCAGAUCACGCCGGCGAUCUACCGCCGCAGGACGCAGGAGGGCGUCGCCCCACUUCUUGGAUCGUCUUCGGCCGCUCCUGCUGCUGGCAUGGGUCGUCUGAUCCACACGACGAGGGCCAUGUGCAAUCAAAAGAGGAGUCUUCCUGAUUUGGAAAAGUUAAAAUCAGACUAUGUUCACACUAGAGGAAAGUUCCAGGCUAAGGUUACCAAAUUUUCAAUACUGCACCUUUCGGAAAAGCUGGACACUGUACAGAACAGGAUGCUUCUGUAUCGUCACUAUUGGCACUGGCCUGCUUGGCUUGUAUUUAUAGUAGUUUCUGUAGGGUAG